Messenger RNA from Symbiodinium natans, 1128 nucleotides. NCBI's taxonomy places the organism in Eukaryota, Dinophyceae, Suessiales, Symbiodiniaceae. The record is from the annotation of a GenBank genome assembly.
AUGACAAGCCCGACACCGAGACGGCUCACGUAUGCCUAUGUGUCGCGAGAAACCCGCGUCGGAAAGCGCUACUUCAAGUGUCCACGUUGUGUGGCUCGCAAGUCGAGUGGUGGGGCAGGCGAUGGGGUUCAGGCCGGAGACAGGCACUACACCAUCUUGGUCUUCUUUGCUGUAUGCUCGUCGAUGUGUGUGAUGCUGGAUGGUGACAUCACGCUGUUGGCUGCCAUCUACUCCAUCUCCUUCCUGCUGGUCAUGGGCCUGUUUGCGUUCGGUGGCCUUUGGCUCAAGAUCAACCGGCCAACUUUGCCGCGCGUCAUCAACGCUCAUCCUGCUUUGUUCGUCUGCGGCUUGCUUUUGGUAAGUUUUGCAUUUACUGCUGUCGUUCUGCUCCAUCCGCAGAUGCUGACCUAUUUCUACAUUUACUACGGCAUCACCACUACCAUGGUCAUGCUGACCUUUGCACGAGUUUCGAUCUUUAGGGCAUUUCUGAACUUGAUGAAGCAGUCCAAGGCCGCCCGAUUUGUGAUCCAGUGGUUCGUGCAGAAGGAUAUUGCACACGGGUGGGUUCACCAGAAGUUGAAGAGCCUGCAGAAUCAGGGAGUUGUGUACUUCACGAAGCGGGCCAGCAUGAGCCAGAUUAAUCGAGCUUUGCAGUACAUCGAGCAGAAUGAGGAAGCUAGAUGGGUCAAGGUCAUUCACUGUUACACGGACAGAGAGCCAGUCCCAGAAAACCUUCAAGAGUAUGUUCAGAUCCUGGAUUGUGUAUACCCUCGCCUUCGUGUGGACUGCAUUCUGGUGAAAGGCGAGUUCAGCCCAGCAAUGGUCAUGUAUGUUUCGAAACAAAUCAACGUCAAAGUCAAUUGCAUGUUCAUCAACUGCCCAAAGCAUGACUUCAAGCAUCCACUGGACAGAAUGGGUGGUGUUCGCGUCAUUCUAAACUCUGAGAAGCCAGACCCGUUUGAAAUGGAUGCAGGUGCAGCUUCACCAACUUCUUGGAUAUCGCCGUCUCCAUCAGGACCGAGCGAGGGACCUUACUUGCCAUUAAGCAAGUCUGAUGAAUCUCCAAAGGACCUGCAAAGCAGUCCUCGUGCCAUUACUAGUGCUGUUAGCAUUGGUGAUUCCAGCUAG